Messenger RNA from Ilyonectria robusta, 3050 nucleotides. Its product is annotated as P-loop containing nucleoside triphosphate hydrolase protein. The coding region runs from base 262 to 2796 and encodes 844 amino acids. Gene Ontology annotation, cellular component: ribonucleoprotein complex; cytosol. Gene Ontology annotation, biological process: translational elongation. The transcript has 4 exons. NCBI's taxonomy places the organism in Eukaryota, Fungi, Ascomycota, Sordariomycetes, Hypocreales, Nectriaceae. Gene Ontology annotation, molecular function: ribosome binding; GTP binding; translation elongation factor activity. The record is from RefSeq and is a predicted model, not a curated record.
CCUCCUCUCUCCCUCCCUCUUCUCUUUUUUCCCUUCUUCCCAACCUUACUCAAGGGACGCAUAAAAGAGCGACAGUGGUUUCCCCCCCCUCGCUGUCCCUCCACCACCGACACUUCGAACGUUGCCCUCACGAGGCACCGCUUUGCAUCUCGCACCAAGGAUUCAGAUCGCGGGGUGAACUUGACCCCGCUCUGUUCCACAUCAACAACUUCGACUUUUCACACCAACACAUAGUCAGGUCAUCUCAUCAAUACCGCCAAGAUGGUCAACUUCACCAUCGACGAGAUCCGUAAGCUUAUGGACAAGCCUACCAAUGUCCGUAACAUGUCCGUUAUUGCCCACGUCGACCACGGCAAGUCUACCCUCACCGACUCCCUGCUCGCCAAGGCCGGUAUCAUCUCCUCCGCAAAGGCUGGUGAUGCUCGAGCCACCGACACGCGUGCAGACGAACAGGAACGUGGUAUCACCAUCAAGUCCACCGCCAUUACCCUGUACGGUCAGCUUGGCCCUGACGACGAUGUCUCCGAGAUUCUCGGCCAGAAGACCGACGGCAAGGAUUUCUUGAUCAACCUCAUUGACUCCCCCGGUCACGUUGAUUUCUCCUCUGAGGUCACUGCCGCUCUCCGUGUCACUGAUGGUGCUCUCGUCGUCGUCGACACCGUCGAGGGUGUCUGUGUCCAGACCGAGACCGUGCUCCGACAGGCCCUUGGUGAGCGCAUCAAGCCCGUCAUCAUCAUCAACAAGGUCGAUCGUGCUCUUCUCGAGCUCCAGGUUUCCAAGGAGGAUCUUUACCAGUCCUUCUCCCGAACCAUCGAGUCCGUCAACGUCAUCAUCUCCACCUACUUCGACAAGAGCCUCGGUGACGUCCAGGUCUACCCCGAGAAGGGUACCGUUGCCUUCGGUUCCGGUCUCCACGGCUGGGCCUUCACCAUCCGCCAGUUCGCUGUCCGAUAUGCCAAGAAGUUCGGUGUUGACCGUGCCAAGAUGAUGGAGCGUCUCUGGGGCGACAACUUCUUCAACCCCAAGACCAAGAAGUGGACCAAGAACGGCACCUUCGAGGGUAAGCAGCUCGAGCGUGCUUUCUGCCAGUUCAUCCUGGACCCCAUCUUCAAGAUCUUCGCCGCCGUCAUGAACUUCAAGAACGACGAGAUCACCACUCUCCUCGAGAAGCUCAGCCUCAAGCUCUCUGCCGAUGAUCGCGAGAAGGAGGGCAAGCAGCUCCUCAAGGUCGUCAUGCGCACCUUCCUCCCCGCUGCCGACUCUCUCCUCGAGAUGUUGAUUCUCCACCUCCCCUCCCCCGUCACCGCUCAGCGCUACCGUGUUGAGACCCUGUACGAGGGUCCUGCCGACGAUGAGGCCGCCAUUGGUAUCCGCGACUGCGACCCCAAGGCUCCUCUCAUGCUUUACGUCUCCAAGAUGGUGCCCACUUCCGACAAGGGCCGAUUCUACGCCUUCGGUCGUGUCUUCGCCGGUACCGUCCGAUCCGGUCUCAAGGUCCGCAUCCAGGGCCCCAACUACAUCCCUGGAAAGAAGGACGAUCUCUUCAUCAAGGCCAUUCAGCGCACUGUCCUGAUGAUGGGUGGCAAGGUCGACCCCAUCGACGACAUGCCUGCCGGUAACAUUGUUGGUCUGGUUGGUAUCGAUCAGUUCCUGCUCAAGUCUGGUACCCUUACCACCAGCGACACUGCCCACAACCUCAAGGUCAUGAAGUUCUCCGUCUCCCCCGUCGUCCAGCGCUCCGUCCAGGUCAAGAACGCCCAGGAUCUCCCCAAGCUUGUCGAGGGUCUCAAGCGUCUCUCCAAGUCCGACCCCUGUGUCCUGACCUUCACCAACGAGUCGGGUGAGCACGUCGUCGCUGGUGCCGGUGAGCUGCAUCUCGAGAUUUGCCUCAACGAUCUCCAGAACGACCACGCCGGUGUUCCCCUGACCAUCUCCGACCCCGUCGUCCAGUACCGUGAGACCGUCACCGGCAAGUCCAGCAUCACUGCUCUGUCCAAGUCUCCCAACAAGCACAACCGUCUGUACAUGAUUGCUGAGCCCAUCGAGGAGGAGCUGUCCCUCGCUAUCGAGGGUGGCAAGGUCAGUGCUCGUGACGAUUUCAAGCUCCGUGCCCGUGUCCUCGCCGACGAGUACGGCUGGGAUGUCACCGACGCCCGAAAGAUCUGGACCUUCGGUCCCGACGGUACCGGUGCCAACCUGUUGGUCGACCAGACCAAGGCCGUCCAGUACCUCAACGAAAUCAAGGACUCCGUCGUCUCUGGUUUCCAGUGGGCUAGCCGAGAGGGUCCCAUUGCCGAGGAGCCCAUGCGAUCCGUCCGCUUCAACCUUAUGGAUGUCACCCUCCACGCCGAUGCCAUCCACCGUGGUGGAGGCCAGCUUAUCCCCACUGCCCGUCGUGUCCUGUACGCCGCCUCCCUGCUUGCCGAGCCCGCUCUUCUCGAGCCCGUCUACUUGGUCGAGAUCCAGGUCCCCGAGCAGGCUAUGGGUGGUGUCUACGGUGUCCUUACCCGACGACGUGGUCACGUCUUCAACGAGGAGCAGCGCCCCGGUACUCCCCUGUUCAACAUCAAGGCCUACCUCCCCGUUCUGGAGUCUUUCGGCUUCAACGCCGAUCUGCGCCAGGCCACUUCCGGACAGGCCUUCCCCCAGUCCGUCUUCGACCAUUGGCAGGCUCUGCCCGGUGGCUCUCCCCUCGACAACACCUCCAAGGUCGGAACCAUCGUCACCGAGAUGCGCAAGCGCAAGGGUCUCAAGGUCGACGUGCCCGGUGUCGAGAACUACUACGACAAGCUGUAAGCGGCUUCCUGAUGUGUCGAUGGAACCACGAUUCGUGCCAAAGUGGGCACAAAAGAUCAACCGGCUGGUAUUAAAGAUUUGGGACGUAUGCCCAAUCCUAUGGAGGAGCUCCCUCUGAGUCCAGGAGGGCAUGCUGAGCGAAUACCAAAAGAAAAAAGUCGAGAGCUGGGUUGAUGCUAGACACCAAGGAAGCUCGGUUUGGCUUUCAUGUAGUUACGUCACCAUUUGAUGAGUUGAAACACGUUUAGAAAGAA